GCGAAUUCGAAAAAGGCAGAGAACAGCGAGCUCAGCGAGUACUUGGCAGACUCCUGAUGCACCGGAGCCGAUAGUCCUCGCGAGGAUUCGUGGGUUGAGAUUGGACGAAAAUUCGACUGAGGAAGGUCUUGACUCAUAGAGUCGUCGGCCGAUGUGGCUGUCAGUACCGACUCCCAUGCCUUGUUGCCGGCUGAGGACGCCUCGGAAUGAUACAAAAGCCCCAUGCUUUGACAGAGUCGCUUGAUCACCAUCAAAUCUCCCAAUCACCAAAAUCAGCCCUUCCAACCAGACCUUCCAACCGAUCACCCACACACUCUCUCACGAUGAAGUUCGCCUACACCCUUUCCGCCAUUGCUGGUUUGACCAUGGUUUUGGCCGCCGACAGCUCUUCCUCUUUGACUGAUUGCCAGACCACUUGUUCCGACUCUGUUUUGGCUAGCAACAGCACUUGCGGAUCUUCCUUCUCUGCUUGCGCUUGUGACAAUGUCUAUGUCCAGAACGUCAAGAUUUGUCUUUAUAAGGGCUCUUGCUCCACCGACGUCUCCACCUGGUUCGACACUGCCUCCGCCGCCUGUGAAGCCACUGGCGCCGAGGCCAACUACACUUCCACCCACGAGUCCAACUACACCUGGUCUUCUGACUCUGCCAGCGGUUCCGCCACUUCCUCCCCUGUCUCUUCUGCCUCUGCCUCUGCUUCUUCUUCUUCUUCCAGCAGCAGUGGUGCCCUCCCCGCCCAGCGGAUUGGUGCCGCCGCUUUGGCCUUCGUGGGCGCUGUCGUUGGAUCCGCCAUGCUCUUUUAAAUAGUUUAUCAAGUAGCUCGACUUUUUUGUCGUCUGUCUGGGUCUUUGGGAUUGAGCGGCUAGGUCUACGGGAGCGUCUUCUAUAAUCUCCAUGUCAUGCACUAUUGCCA
Molecule: messenger RNA, 910 nt
Organism: Cryptococcus amylolentus CBS 6039
Lineage: Eukaryota; Fungi; Basidiomycota; Tremellomycetes; Tremellales; Cryptococcaceae
Exons: 4
Coding region: 207-800 (197 amino acids)
Source: RefSeq, a predicted model, not a curated record